AUGGCGGACGCAAUUGUCCCAGUCGAAGAGAUCAAGGCGCAUUCAAGCGAGAAUGAUUGCUGGAUUGUUGUGGACGACGUCGUGUGGGAUAUCACUGACUUCGUUCCGUCGCAUCCCGGCGGAACUGACAUCAUAUACAGGCAUGCGGGCCACGAUGCCUCCCUCGCAUACAGUUCCGUCCACUCUCCCUCGCUCAUCGCAAAGACCCUCGGUGCCGAAAAGCGUAAAGGCAAGAUUGACUCGGAAACAGCCACAGAUCUUCUGAAGCCACCCCCGACUGAAGAAGCCCAGCCGAAACUCGCGGUUGGCGCGAAACCGCCAUUAACUACGCUGAUCAACAGCUAUGAUUUUGAAGCGGUCGCUGAGAAGACUUUGACGAAAAAGGCGUAUGCGUUUUACUCUUCAGCGGCGACUAAUCUUGUAACUCGCGAUGCGAAUCGGAGCAUGUUCGAUCGGAUAUGGUUUCGACCUCGGUUGUUGAGGAAUAUUAGGGAUAUUGACACCAGCACCAAGAUACUGGGUCAGGGUGUCAAGUUGCCAUUCUUCGUCAGUCCCUCCGCAAUGGCGCGACUGGCGCAUCCAGAUGGCGAAUUGGCGCUGGCCAGGGGUUGCGAGAAGUUCGGAGUAGCCCAAUGUAUCUCAACCAACGCGUCCUUUACGAUGGCCGAAAUUACAGCGAGCGUACAGCCGGACUCAAUCCCUUUCUUUUUCCAGCUAUAUGUCAACAAAGACCGCGCGGCGUCGGAAGCUCUCCUGAAGGACGCCGAGAGGAACGGCAUCAAAGGUGUCUGGUUCACUAUCGACGGCCCUGUCCAAGGAAAACGUGAAGGGGAUGAGCGGGUCAAGGUCGAGUCCGCGACAUUCGCAAAAGCAGCCAUGAGUGGUGCUACUGCUACGAACGACACCAAGGGCGGAGGGCUGGGGCGUACCAUGGGCGGUUACAUCGAUGCCACGUUCAGUUGGGAGGACAUCGCAUGGCUACGCAAAGCAACGAAGCUGCCUAUUGUUGCGAAGGGCGUGCAGACGGCUGAAGACGCAGUGCUCGCCAUGGAACACGGGCUGGAUGGUAUCGUUAUAAGCAACCAUGGUGGGCGAAAUCUCGAUACUUCUCCACCAUCGCUUCUCACUCUCAUGGAAAUUCGCUGUCAUCAUCCCCAAGUCUUCCAGCACCUCGAAGUGUACGUCGACUGCGGCAUCCGACGCGGGACAGAUAUCGUGAAGGCUCUGUGUCUUGGUGCAAAAGCGGUAGGCAUGGGUAGGCCGUUCCUAUAUUCUUUGACGUAUGGUCAGGAAGGCGUCGAGCAUUUCAUUGACAUAAUGAAAGAUGAGCUGGAGACGACAAUGCGAUUGCUAGGUAUCACCGACCUAUCCCAAGUCCACCCGAAAUUCCUAAACACCUGCGACAUAGACCAUCUCAUCCCGAAGUCGCUCGAGUCAUCCUUUCCGGAGAUAGGGCCGUCCCAGCUACGAGCGAAAUUGUAA
Messenger RNA from Trematosphaeria pertusa, 1482 nucleotides. RefSeq lists its product as uncharacterized. The record is from RefSeq and is a predicted model, not a curated record. Gene Ontology annotation, molecular function: heme binding; oxidoreductase activity. The transcript has 5 exons. Bases 1 to 1482 code for a protein of 493 amino acids. Lineage: Eukaryota; Fungi; Ascomycota; Dothideomycetes; Pleosporales; Trematosphaeriaceae.